UCGCUCAGGAAGUGUUUCAGCCAAUCCCGGCCGGCCUUACACUCCGAUUUGCCGGAGCAGCCAAUCGGGGAUGAGCUUUUAUUAGGCGGCCAGAUCAUCAAGCCGAAGUGCCAAACCCUUUUUCUGUGAGAACUAGGAGCCUGUCCUCCAUGUUUUAUAAGUAUUGACAUUACACAGUGUUAACAAUGCAUCCACAGAGCUUGGCCGAAGAGGAAAUAAAAACUGAACAGGAGGUGGUAGAGGGCAUGGAUAUCUCUACUCGCUCCAAAGAUCCUGGCUCCACAGAGAGAACAGCCCAGAAAAGAAAGUUCCCCAGCCCUCCGCAUUCUUCCAAUGGCCACUCGCCACAGGACACAUCCACAAGCCCCAUUAAAAAGAAAAAGAAACCCGGCUUACUGAACAAUAACAAUAAGGAGCAGUCAGAACUAAGACAUGGUCCGUUUUACUAUAUGAAGCAGCCACUCACCACAGACCCUGUUGAUGUUGUACCGCAGGAUGGACGGAAUGAUUUCUACUGCUGGGUUUGUCACCGGGAAGGCCAAGUCCUUUGCUGUGAGCUCUGUCCCCGGGUUUAUCACGCUAAGUGUCUGAGACUGACAUCGGAACCAGAGGGGGACUGGUUUUGUCCUGAAUGUGAGAAGAUUACGGUAGCAGAAUGCAUCGAGACUCAGAGUAAGGCCAUGACAAUGCUCACCAUCGAACAAUUAUCCUACCUGCUCAAGUUUGCCAUUCAGAAAAUGAAACAGCCAGGGACAGAUGCAUUCCAGAAGCCUGUUCCAUUGGAACAGCAUCCUGACUAUGCGGAAUACAUCUUCCAUCCUAUGGACCUUUGUACAUUGGAAAAGAAUGCUAAAAAGAAAAUGUAUGGAUGCACAGAAGCUUUCCUGGCCGAUGCAAAGUGGAUUUUGCACAACUGCAUCAUUUAUAAUGGAGGAAAUCACAAAUUGACGCAGAUAGCAAAAGUAGUCAUCAAAAUCUGUGAGCAUGAGAUGAAUGAAAUUGAAGUAUGUCCAGAGUGUUACCUAGCUGCUUGCCAAAAACGAGAUAACUGGUUUUGUGAGCCUUGUAGCAAUCCACAUCCUUUGGUCUGGGCAAAACUGAAGGGGUUUCCAUUCUGGCCUGCAAAAGCUCUGCGGGAUAAAGAUGGGCAGGUUGAUGCUCGUUUCUUUGGACAACAUGACAGGGCCUGGGUUCCAAUAAAUAAUUGCUACCUCAUGUCUAAAGAAAUUCCUUUUUCUGUGAAAAAGACAAAAAGCAUCUUCAACAGUGCAAUGCAGGAGAUGGAAGUGUACGUGGAGAACAUCCGCAGGAAGUUUGGGGUUUUUAAUUAUUCUCCCUUCAGGACACCCUACACGCCUAACAGCCAGUACCAAAUGCUGCUCGACCCCAGCAACCCCAGUGCCGGUGCUGCCAAGAUAGACAAGCAGGAGAAGGUCAAGCUCAACUUUGACAUGACGGCAUCCCCCAAGAUCCUGAUGAGCAAGCCCAUGCUGAGUGGGGGCGCAGGCCGCAGGAUCUCCUUGUCCGAUAUGCCCCGCUCCCCCAUGAGUACAAACUCUUCUGUGCACACGGGUUCCGACGUGGAGCAGGAUGCUGAGAAGAAGGCCACCUCGAGCCACUUCAGUGCCAGUGAGGAGUCCAUGGAUUUCCUGGACAAGAGCACAGCUUCACCAGCCUCUGCAAAGACGGGACAAGCAGGGAGUUUAUCCGGCAGCCCGAAAACUUUCUCUCCUCAAGCGUCAACACCCAUCACGACGAAAACAGACAAAACGUCCACCACUGGAAGCAUCCUGAAUCUUAACUUGGAUCGGAGCAAGGCCGAGAUGGACCUGAAGGAGCUGAGCGAGUCGGUCCAGCAGCAGACGGCGCCUGUUCCUCUCAUCUCACCUAAGCGGCAGAUCCGCAGCAGGUUCCAGCUAAAUCUCGACAAGACCAUAGAGAGUUGCAAAGCACAAUUAGGCAUAAACGAAAUCUCAGAAGAUGUUUACACGGCCGUAGAGCACAGUGAUUCGGAAGAUUCCGAGAAGUCUGAUAGUAGCGAUAGUGAGUAUAUCAGUGACGAUGAGCAGAAGUCCAAGAAUGAGCCAGAAGACGCAGAAGACAAAGAGGGUAGUCGGAUGGACAAAGAGCCAUCGGCUGUCAAAAAAAAGCCCAAACUGGCCAACCCUGUGGAGACUAAGGAGGAGCUGAAAAGCACAUCACCAGCCAGCGAGAAAGCUGAUCCGGGCUCGGUCAAGGAAAAGGCAAGCCCCCAGCCUGAGAAGGACUUUUCAGAAAAAGCGAAAGCCUCCCCUCAUCCCACAAAGGAUAAACUGAAGGGGAAAGAUGAGACCGAUUCCCCAACAGUACAUUUGGGCCUGGACUCUGAUUCAGAAAGUGAACUUGUCAUAGAUUUAGGAGAAGACCAUUCUGGGCGGGAGGGUCGUAAAAAUAAGAAGGAACCCAAAGAAACAUCUCCCAAGCAGGAUGUUGUAGGUAAAGCUCCGCCAUCCACCACAGCGGGCAGCCAGUCCCCGCCUGAAACUCCGCUCCUCACCCGCUCCUCCUCCCAAACUUCCACGGCCGGUGUCUCGGCCACCACCAGCACCACGUCCACCGUCACGGCCCCGGCCGCCGCCGCCACCGCUGCCGCCGCCGCCGCCACCACCACGGGAAGCCCGGUGAAAAAGCAGAGGCCGCUUUUACCGAAGGAGACUGCCCCGGCCGUGCAGCGGGUCGUGUGGAACUCGUCAAGUAAGUUUCAAACGUCUUCCCAAAAGUGGCACAUGCAGAAGAUACAGCGCCAGCAGCAGAACCAGCAGCAGAACCAGCAGCCUCAGUCUUCCCAGGGGACGAGAUAUCAGACCAGACAGGCUGUGAAAGCUGUGCAGCAGAAGGAGAUCACGCAGAGCCCAUCCACCUCCACCAUCACCCUGGUGACCAGCACUCAGUCAUCGCCCCUGGUCACCAGCUCAGGGUCCACGAGCACCCUUGCAUCCUCAGUCAGCGCAGACCUGCCCAUCGCCACCGCUUCCGCUGACGUCGCUGCGGACAUUGCCAAGUACACUAGCAAAAUGAUGGAUGCAAUAAAAGGAACGAUGACAGAGAUCUACAACGAUCUUUCUAAAAACACUACGGGAAGCACAAUAGCCGAGAUUCGCAGGCUGAGGAUCGAGAUCGACAAGCUGCAGUGGCUGCACCAGCAGGAGCUCUCUGAAAUGAAACACAACCUGGAGCUGACCAUGGCGGAGAUGCGGCAGAGCCUGGAGCAGGAGCGGGACCGGCUCAUUGCCGAGGUGAAGAAGCAGCUGGAGCUGGAGAAGCAGCAGGCGGUGGACGAGACCAAGAAGAAGCAGUGGUGUGCCAACUGCAAGAAGGAGGCCAUUUUCUACUGCUGUUGGAACACCAGCUAUUGUGACUACCCCUGCCAGCAGGCCCACUGGCCCGAGCACAUGAAGUCCUGUACCCAGUCAGCUACGGCUCCUCAGCAGGAAGCGGAUGCCGAGGUGAGCACAGAAACACUAAACAAGUCAUCACAGGGGGGCUCUUCCAGCACACAGGCAGCCCCUCCGGAAACAGCCAGCACCUCGAAAGACAAGGAGACCUCGGCGGAGAAAAACAAGGACAGCGGGUCGACCCUCGACCUUUCUGGCUCCAGGGAGACGCCCUCCUCCAUUCUCUUAGGCUCCAACCAAGGCUCUGACCACUCCCGGAGCAGUAAGUCUAGUUGCUGGAGCAGCAGUGACGAGAAGCGAGGACCCGCACGCUCCGAGCACAACGCCAGUUCCAGUUCGAAGAGUCUCCUCCCGAAAGAGUCUCGGCUGGACACCUUCUGGGACUAGGGACAAGUCACGACACAAGCCACCCACGCCGUGGAGGAAAAAAAAACCAGACACCAGGGCAAUAGGAAGCAGCAAAGAAACGUGAGACUGGAGAGCGCCAGGCACGCAGACUUGGCCUUUGCCCUUGGCACAGAGGGCAGCCUACACUACAUAGCGGCCCGCAUUGGCAUCGACUGAGGACUGUUGGACCCACACGAAACCUAUGCUUUAGGUGUAAAUGAUGUACAAUUUGUGGAUGUCCUUGAACCUAGAGUACCUUCCCCUUUUUAUAUUUGUAUUGACUUUAACUUAUAAAAAAAAAAAAAAAAAAAAAAAAGAAAAA
Messenger RNA from Neomonachus schauinslandi (Hawaiian monk seal), 4143 nucleotides. RefSeq names its product zinc finger MYND-type containing 8 (gene ZMYND8). Gene Ontology annotation, biological process: regulation of DNA-templated transcription. Gene Ontology annotation, molecular function: protein binding. The transcript is spliced from 22 exons. NCBI's taxonomy places the organism in Eukaryota, Metazoa, Chordata, Mammalia, Carnivora, Phocidae. The record is from RefSeq and is a predicted model, not a curated record. Bases 186 to 3821 code for a protein of 1211 amino acids.